AUGACUGAUCAGAAGAAGACUUGCGGUAUCUGUUUUGAUGAUGAUAUCAACGAUUUUCAGAUGUUUUCUGUUCCUGGAUGCGGUCAUCGCUUUUGUUCCCAGUGUGUGAAACGAUAUAUAGAAGUGAGGCUGCUCGAAAGAAGUUUGGUGAGAUGUCCACAUACUGGCUGCAAGUCUAACUUGAGUUUGGAAAUAUGUGAUUAUCUUUUGACACCUAAACUAAGAGCGAUGUGGAAACGUAAGAAGAGAGAGGAUUCGAUUCCUUUGACGCAGAGAAUUUACUGUCCAAACCGGAGCUGUUCGGCUUUGAUGUCCGAAACCGAGCUUUAUAAACCGAGUGAGGCUGGAGGCAAGAGAAUCUGCGUUAAAUGUGGUAGACCCUUUUGCAUCAGUUGCAAAGUUUCUUGGCACAGUUACUUGUCGUGCAGCUUUUACAAAAGACUACAUCCAAAUCCUACGUAUACGGCAAACGGUGGAAAGCUUAAAGCUCUAGCUAGAAAGGAAGGGUGGCGUCAAUGCCGAAAGUGCAAGCACAUGAUUGAGCUUUCUCAAGGAUGCGCCCGCAUAACGUGCAGAUGUGGACAUACGUUUUGCUACAAAUGUGGAGCCGACGCUGAAGGCUGCUCUCAUGGUCAUCUUCAAAUGCCACCGUUACCGGAUCUACCGCCACCACGGCCACGGAUAAGCUGGCCACGGCCACCACGGAAAUUAUUACUAUUUCUUUUGGGGCGUUUAUGA
Molecule: messenger RNA, 738 nt
Organism: Microthlaspi erraticum
Lineage: Eukaryota; Viridiplantae; Streptophyta; Magnoliopsida; Brassicales; Brassicaceae
Source: the annotation of a GenBank genome assembly